This is a messenger RNA of Paecilomyces variotii, 1063 nucleotides long. RefSeq names its product ribosome biogenesis protein Nop16. Gene Ontology annotation, cellular component: nucleolus. The record is from RefSeq and is a predicted model, not a curated record. The transcript has 2 exons. Gene Ontology annotation, biological process: ribosomal large subunit biogenesis. Bases 60 to 770 code for a protein of 236 amino acids. Lineage: Eukaryota; Fungi; Ascomycota; Eurotiomycetes; Eurotiales; Thermoascaceae.
UAUCUGACUUAUUGCAUCCAGUCGAGGGCACAUUUUUUCUCUUUAUUCCUGGAGCCAAGAUGGGUCGCGAACUACAAAAGAAAAAGAAUAGAUCGGCAGUGCCGAAGGUCAGGCGCAAGCGCAAGACUUUGCCUCACGGCAAUAAAAAGAUCGAUGUGCUGGGCAAUGCCCUCAUCGCGGAGAACUGGGAUAAGAAAUUGACACUCAUACAAAAUUACCGCCGACUAGGUCUGUCAUCGCGCCUGAAUGCCCCCACCGGUGGUGUCGAGAAGCGAACAGGAGGAAAUCCUAUCGAAACGACCUCUGAUUCUCUUCACAUUAAUGGAAGCGCCAAAGCCGCUGCUACAAAUCUUUCCCUGGGCGAAGCCCGUGUCGAGAGGGACCCAGAGACCGGCAAGAUCCUGCGCGUCAUCAACGAUAAUGAGAUCGAGGUUGCGGGGCGCAAAGUCCGAAGAGACAACCCACUCAACGAUCCAUUGAACGACCUAUCAGACCUGGAAGAGGAAGUGCGGACAAGACGCCAGGUCUCAGAAAACCCUAUCGUGAGGCAAUUGGAGCUGCAGGCAGCUCAGGAAGAGGAGCUAGUGAAGAAAAAGAAGCCUCGUCAGCAAAGUACCCGGGAACAAGAGUGGAUUGAGCGGUUGAUCAACAAGCACGGUGAUAAUAUUCAGGCCAUGGUCAGGGACAGGAAGUUGAACCCUAUGCAGCAAACCGCAGGUGAUAUCGGGCGGAGGAUUAAGAAGUGGAAGCAAAGUCAUAGUCAGCAAUAAUGUUUCUUCUGCUGCUGCAUAUCUGAAUUAAAUUGGGCGACACGGGCGUUAGGGUCAUGGUCAAAAGUCUAGUACAUAAAUGGGUCCUUAUAGAAUCCUUAUCAUCUGCUUCUGGAGUGCUUUGCCCUUUUUCUAGUCUUACCAGAGAUGGUGCCCAUAUCCGCGGGUACCCAUGGUAGACUCCAUCUGUCUAAAUGUUCUGCGCUGUAUGGUGCAUCCUUGAAGGCGCUUGCGUAGGUCAUUGCUAAUGAUAUCAGCCACUAUAUACCUCAAUAUCACUGCAUCACUCUCAC